GGGGAGACUGCGCAGUCUGUAGCCUACACUUCCCGUGGAAAGCAGCAUACAAAAUUGCAUGUGUAAGCACAACUGAGUUAGCAGACCUGGGUUGCAGUGCAGAAUGUCCCGUUGAGGAGAAGAUAAAGCAACAGAAGAGGCAAGAGGACUACAUCAAGACCAGAAUCGUUCUGUUUUCUCCAUCCCGAUUACGUACACAGCGAUUCUCCACCGGGGAAAGAUGGGGUGCCAGACGGCAUUUAGCCCCCGACACCUUGUCCUCAAAGUGUUCUUGGUACAGUUACUCGCCUUUCUCCAGAAAACCUCUGCAGCCCCCUCGCCCAUUAUCAAGUUCCCAGGAGACGAUAGUCCAAAAACAGACAAAGAAGUGGCUCUGCACUAUCUGAACAAGUUCUAUGGCUGCCCACAAGACAGAUGUAAUCUCAUGGUGCUGAAGGACACCCUGAAGAAGAUGCAGAAGUUCUUCUCGCUGCAAGAGACGGGCGAGAUCGACCCCAAGACAGUGGAGAUCAUGAAGAAGCCCCGCUGUGGAGUUCCUGAUGUUGCCCAAUACAACUUCUUCCACAGGAAACCCAAGUGGCAGCAAAACGCCAUCACCUACAGGAUUCUAGGCCACUCUCCUGACCUGGACGAGGAGACUAUUGAUGACGCCUUCUUAAGGGCCUUCAAAGUGUGGAGUGACGUCACCCCACUCAAGUUCACCCGCCUCAUGGAUGGAGAGGCUGACAUCAUGAUUAACUUUGGCCGCAACGAGCAUGGUGAUGGCUACCCCUUCGAUGGUAAAGAUGGUCUGCUGGCUCAUGCCUUUGCUCCUGGACCAGGCACCGGGGGAGACUCCCACUUUGAUGACGACGAGCAGUGGACCCUGGGAGAAGGACAAGUUGUGAAGGUGAAGUUUGGUAAUGCAGAGGGGGAGUUCUGUAAGUUCCCCUUCAUGUUUAUGGGGAAGGAGUACAACAGCUGUACCAAUCAGGGCCGUGAUGAUGGAUUCCUCUGGUGCUCCACCACAUACAACUUUGACGACGACGGCAAAUACGGUUUCUGUCCCCAUGAGUUGCUGUUCACCCUGGGUGGAAACGCRGACGGAGCUCCCUGUAAGUUCCCCUUCACUUUCCAAGGGGAGAACUAUGAYGGUUGCACCACUCAGGGGCGUGACGACGGCUACCGCUGGUGUGCUACGACUGAGAACUAUGACAAUGACAAGUCCUACGGGUUCUGCCCUGAAACAGCCAUGUCCACCGUUGGAGGAAACUCGGAGGGUUCCCCCUGUGUGUUCCCCUUCACGUUCCUUGGAGACACUUAUGACAGUUGCACCGCUUCUGGACGUAGCGACGGCAAGAUGUGGUGCGCCUCCACCAAGAGCUACGACGAUGACCGCAAGUGGGGCUUCUGUCCUGAUCAAGGCUACAGUCUGUUCCUGGUUGCGGCCCAUGAGUUUGGCCAUGCCCUGGGCUUGGAGCACUCCCAGGACCCUGGCGCUCUGAUGGCCCCCAUGUACACCUUCACCAAGAACUUUAGACUGUCCAACGACGACAUCAAGGGCAUCCAGGAGCUCUAUGGUGCUGGUACAGACAAGCCCGUGCCUCCCACCCAGGGCCCAGUCACUCCUAUGGACAUCUGUAAUGAACCUGUGGUGUUUGAUGCUGUGGCCCAGAUCAGAGGAGAGACCUUCUUCUUCAAGGACAGGUUCAUAUUCAGGUCAACCAACUACACCUACUUCUUCAAAGGUGCCCACUACUUCAAAAUGGAUGACAGUAGCCUGAAGAUCGUCAAACUGGGCGAGAUUACAAAGGACUGGCUGGGUUGUCACUAAGCAACAGUGAGACGCAUAGACGUUGGCUAAGCUCUCAGCGGACUGAUUUCCCCCAUCCCUAUCCAACCAGCCUAUCCUGCACCCUAGCCUAGAAACUAAAGACACCCUCUAACACACCGUGGGACCAUCUACACAGGCUGAACAUAGGCAACAGGAUUUUGUAUUAUAUUACUGUGUGAUAUUAUCAGUUUAUGUGUUAUGAUGAUGCAGAUUUACUUUGAUCUCUUUAGCCUGUUGUUUGUUAUUAGAAACUCAAGACAUCAGGUAUGUCCACACUACAUAGAGACAGGCAGUGUUGUACUGGAAGAUAUUCUCCUAUAUAAAUGUAGCUUCAUCUGAGCAGUAUUGCAUCAUCUGAAGAAUGAAUGCUGUCUAUAUUUACUGCUAUGUCUGCAAUCUAGAGAGUACAUGAUACUGCAAUAGAAUGAGAAAUAGUCWAUAGUAAUUUCAGUGUUGUGGAAUACAUUUGAAAAUAUGAAUUUGCACAAWAUGUCUGGACAGAUAAUGGUGCUUAUAGAAAAUGCUUAUUUGCAUGAUCCUAUAUUUGAUAUGCRGUUUUUCUACAUUCUGUUCAGACUAUUUUCAGAAGUAAGUACUUAUAGACACACCUUAUUCUUCAAAUAGGGCUAGCACUUUGUAUUAGACUAUACAGGGGUACUGCACAAAUAUGGAGACCAAAUUCUCAAUUUUGUAGGAUCUGUCUAUUGUUUCACUGAUGGUACAGGGAGAUGAAAGGCACGGGCUGCCUAGAGACUGUAUCUGGUUUGUUGUUGCAUGAUGGAGUCAUGACAAGAGAAGUACCACAGAAGUAUUGUGUACUAAUCUUUUUGUAUUGUUGUUUUGAUACUGGUCAUUUUGUUUUGAUUCGUAUGCUUUUUUAUAAUGCUUUGUGCAAUGUGUUAUUCUCUGUCUGUAAAAUAAUAAAGAUGGAUGGUCAAUACAUGUUAAA
Molecule: messenger RNA, 2762 nt
Organism: Salvelinus sp. IW2-2015
Lineage: Eukaryota; Metazoa; Chordata; Actinopteri; Salmoniformes; Salmonidae
Source: RefSeq, a predicted model, not a curated record